Messenger RNA from Helianthus annuus (common sunflower), 2674 nucleotides. Its product is annotated as glutamine--tRNA ligase. Gene Ontology annotation, cellular component: cytoplasm; cytosol. The coding region runs from base 142 to 2493 and encodes 783 amino acids. Gene Ontology annotation, molecular function: ATP binding; glutamine-tRNA ligase activity. NCBI's taxonomy places the organism in Eukaryota, Viridiplantae, Streptophyta, Magnoliopsida, Asterales, Asteraceae. The record is from RefSeq and is a predicted model, not a curated record. The transcript has 21 exons. Gene Ontology annotation, biological process: glutaminyl-tRNA aminoacylation; translation.
GCCGUUAAAAAAUCGUAGCCCUACUUGCUCAAUGUACAACUGACUGACUGCUUGGGAGGGUUGCGUAACGACCACGUCGCAUCGGUUUGCUUUGCUUUGGUUGAGCUGGUGGAGUUUAGGGUUGUUUAAUUUUGCAGAAAAAUGGUUGAGGCUCUAGACCUCUUUCUGAAGAUCGGUCUAGACAAGCGAACCGCCGAGAACACCAUCGCCAACAAUAAAGUCACCUCCAAUCUUCUUGCUGUCAUUAACGAGGCAGCUGUCACUGAUGGAUGCGAACGGUCUACGGGCAAUCUUCUUUAUACGGUUGCUACAAAGUUCCCUGCCAAUGCCCUUGUGCAUCGUCCGACAUUGCUGACAUACAUUGUCUCUUCUAAGAUAAAGACUCCGGCCCAGGUAGAAGCUGCAUUUGCAUUUCUUAGUGUCACUGGUUCGGAAAAUAUUGAUAUCAGUAAAUUUGAAGAAGCCUGUGGAGUUGGGGUUGAGGUCUCGGAAGAAGAUAUAGAGCAUGCCGUUAACAAAGUCUUUGAAGAGAAAGAGAGUGCAAUCAAGGAGCAACGCUACAGAACAAACGUUGGUGAACUAAUUGCUCAUGUUCGAAAGAAGCAGCCUUGGGCAGAUCCAAAGACCGUAAAGCAAGUUGUAGAUCGAAAGCUCCUUGCUUUACUUGGUCCGAAGACGGCAGCAGAUGAUGAAAAGCCGGUAAAAAAGAAGAAAGAGAAACCGGUUAAAGUAGAAGAUAAAAGCGCUACUGAAGAACCGGUGCCAUCUGAAGAAGAACUCAAUCCUUAUUUAAUAUUCCCCGCCCCCGAGGAGAAUUAUAAGGUGCAUACGGAAGUAUUUUUCAGUGAUAGACCUGUGCUCAGAGCGUGUAAUUCAAAAGCAAUAUUGGAAAAACACCUGAAGGCAACGGGUGGAAAAGUUCUGACCCGUUUUCCUCCAGAACCAAAUGGAUACCUACAUAUUGGUCAUGCCAAGGCUAUGUUUGUUGACUUUGGUCUUGCAAAAGAAAGAGGUGGUGGCUGCUACCUGAGGUAUGAUGAUACUAAUCCUGAAGCUGAGAAAAAAGAAUAUAUUGAUCAUAUUGAAGAAAUUGUGAGUUGGAUGGGAUGGAAACCUUUUAAGAUCACAUACACCAGUGAUUAUUUUCAAGAAUUAUAUGAUUUAGCAGUGGAGCUCAUACGCAGGGGUCAUGCCUAUGUUGAUCACCAGACUGGUGAUGAAAUAAAAGAAUACAGAGAGAAAAGGAUGAACAGUCCAUGGAGAGAUAGGCCAAUUGCAGAAUCACUUAAACUAUUUAAUGAUAUGAAAAAUGGCAUGAUUGAAGAAGGAAAAGCUACACUUAGGAUGAAACAAGACAUGCAAAGUGACAAUUUUAAUAUGUUUGAUCUCAUUGCUUAUCGGAUUAAGUUCACUCCUCAUCCACAUGCUGGAGACAAGUGGUGUAUAUACCCAAGUUAUGAUUAUGCACAUUGCAUUGUUGAUUCUCUUGAAAAUAUCACACAUUCGCUCUGCACACUUGAAUUUGAGACACGGCGUGCUUCAUAUUACUGGUUACUAGAUGCACUGGGUCUUUACCAGCCUUACGUAUGGGAGUAUUCACGUUUGAAUAUAACCAACACUGUGAUGUCAAAACGUAAAUUGAACCGGCUAGUGACCGAGAACUAUGUGGAUGGAUGGGACGAUCCACGUUUAAUGACACUAGCGGGAUUGAGGCGUAGGGGUGUCACUUCUACAGCAAUAAAUGCUUUUGUUAGAGGAAUUGGGAUUACCAGAAGUGAUGGUAGUAUGAUACGUUUGGAGCGCCUUGAAUAUCAUGUACGGGAAGAACUUAAUAAAACAGCUUCUCGUGCGAUGGUUGUGCUACAUCCACUAAAGGUAGUUAUUAGCAAUCUUGAACCAAGUUCAGUAAUAGAUCUUGAUGCAAAGAAAUGGCCAGAUGCCCCUGUUGAUGAUGCAUCUUCAUACUACAAGGUCCCCUUUUCAAAUGUUAUUUAUAUAGAGCAAACUGACUUUAGAAUGAAAGAUUCAAAAGAUUACUAUGGGCUUGCUCCGGGAAAAGCUGUCUUACUCAGGUAUGCAUUUCCUAUAAAGUGUACUGAAGUGGUGCUCUCUGAUGACAAAAAAACCGUUGUCGAGAUACAUGCCGAGUAUGAUCCAGACAAGAAGACAAAACCAAAGGGGGUUCUUCAUUGGGUUGCAGAGCCUUCUCCUGGGGUUGACCCAUUGAAGGUGGAAGUCAGACUGUUCGAUAAACUGUUUUGUUCUGAGAAUCCUGGAGAACUUGAUAACUGGCUUGAUGAUUUAAACCCCGAGUCUAAGGUGGUGAUACCGUCUGCAUAUGCUGUACCAUCCCUCCGACACGCAGAGGUAGAUGACAGCUUCCAGUUCGAAAGGCUUGGGUAUUUUGUGGCUGACAAGGAUUCAACACCUGAGAAACUCAUAUUCAACCGAACUGUUACAUUACGAGACAGCUAUGGGAAAACCGGGAAGUAGGCAACGAGCAUUCACAUAUUCAUAUCUUUUAUCUCAACUUUCAUCUUAUAAUAUAAAAAUGUGGUAUUCGACUUUUGUACAGUGGACCAUUGUCUUGUAUUUUACUUGAAGCCACCAUCCAUCAAACUGUAGCAAAUUCAGAUUGAUUUGAGAUAAGAGUUUAGUCCCUUAACUUCUCUUU